This is a messenger RNA of Hirsutella rhossiliensis, 1539 nucleotides long. RefSeq names its product glycosyl transferase family 21 domain-containing protein. Gene Ontology annotation, cellular component: membrane. Gene Ontology annotation, biological process: glucosylceramide biosynthetic process. The record is from RefSeq and is a predicted model, not a curated record. The transcript is spliced from 3 exons. Gene Ontology annotation, molecular function: ceramide glucosyltransferase activity. Lineage: Eukaryota; Fungi; Ascomycota; Sordariomycetes; Hypocreales; Ophiocordycipitaceae. Bases 1 to 1539 code for a protein of 512 amino acids.
AUGAUUCCCUUGAUCGAGACGGCCGCCUUCAUCUGUCUGGUUUGGAGCGUCGUCAUCGUCUGCGUUCAACUUGUCGGCAUCAGCGCCGUCUUCCGCUACUUUUCGCGUCGACCAAAUCCUCCCGUCUCGUCGAGGCUUGGCAAGGAUGCGCCCGCCGUCACCAUAAUUCGCCCGGUAAAGGGCAUCGAACCUCACCUCUACGACUGCAUAGCCUCCACUCUCCAGCAAGACUACCCCGUCGACAAAGUCUCCCUUCGCCUGUGCAUCGAGGACGAAAACGACCCCGCCUAUCCCAUCCUCAAGAAACUCGUCGCCGACUUUCCGGCCUUUGACAUCCAGUUGCUUCUCGAAUCCCGCGACCCAGCCCUCCACGGCCCCAACGCCUACCUCAACCUGGGGCCGAAUCCCAAAAUACGAAACAUCAGCAGGGCCUAUCGCGAGGCCAAGGGGGACAUUAUCUGGAUCAUCGACUGCAAUGUCUGGGCCUCGAGCGGCGUCCUCGGCCGCAUGGUGGACAAGUUGGCGGGCUUCGCCGACGGGCAGCGCUCGAUGACGCCAUACAAGUUUGUCCACCAGAUGCCCUUUUUGGCCACGCAAACCACUCCUGGGGCCGAGCCGUCGGCGGCGGCGGCCGGCGGUGCGCUCACUCGAAUCAUUCGCAACGGCGGCGGCCGUCUCGACGAAAUGUUCUUUGGCACCACGCACGUCAAGUUCUACGGUGCCAUCAACGCCGUGGGGGUUGCCCCCUGUAUCGUGGGCAAGAGCAACAUGUUCCGCAAGUCCCAUCUCGACCUGGCGACGACGCCGUCGCGAAACCCCCUCAUCGAGAAGGACGACGUGCGGCCCACUGGCGUCGACUACUUUUCACACAACAUCUGCGAGGAUCACCUGAUUGGCGACCUGCUCUGGCGCUCCAACAUCGCGGGCCACCGGAAUCACGGCAUGGUCUGGGGCGACCUGGCGGUGCAGCCCAUGGCGGGCAUGUCCGUCUCGGCGUAUGCCGCUCGGCGCAUCAGGUGGCUGCGGGCCCGCAAGUUCACCGUGCUCGUUGCCACCUUGGUCGAGCCCGGCGUCGAGUCUCUUGUCUGCUGCGCGUACUUUUCCUUUGCUCUCACAACCUUGCCUUGGUUUCGGGCGCACCUCGGCAUCCCGCAGACGUGGAGUGCCGCGGCGCUGAUAUGGACGAUCUGCGUCAUGUCCUGGAUGUGCGUGGACCGCAUCGUCUUUGGACUGCUGCAUGCGGGGACCACCAUCGAAGUCGACGAGAACACGCCGCGGUAUGCUCGGGGCACGUCUCAUGCGGGGGGGGUGCCUCGCAGGACGUUUGGAUCGUGGCUUCUGGCUUGGCUUGGGCGCGAGCUGAUGGCGCUGCCGGUCUGGGCCUGGGCGGUGCUGUUCGGGACGACGGUCAAGUGGAGGGGGAAGACGUUCCACGUACGGCUGGAUACGUCGGUGGUCGAGGUCACGGGCCAGACGCCCGGCCGCAAGGGGUCGCGGACUCCGGAGCUGGAGCGGGCGAGCAAAGACAGGGUGGACUAG